Messenger RNA from Trichobilharzia szidati, 3627 nucleotides. Lineage: Eukaryota; Metazoa; Platyhelminthes; Trematoda; Strigeidida; Schistosomatidae. The record is from the annotation of a GenBank genome assembly.
GUCGAAAUAGCCGCAGUUUUGUAAAAUAUGUAACGAGUUUCAAUGAUAGUUUUCAAUACUUUUCCCACUGUGACUGAGUAAUGUGCCUUUUAUCUGGCUCAAGUAAGGUUUGACUUGUUAUUGAAUAUAGGAUAUUGUCUUCUUGUUGGUUUAUACUCCCAUCAUUGAACGAUUUCAGGUAGAAAUUAGAUCUCUGCAGAUAUAUAUAUAUUGUAUAAAUUAAUAACGGGCUACAACAGCCUAAUAUCAUUAUGAUCUUAGUAUGAAUCUGGACGAAAAUUUUCCAAACUAGGAUUGAUCAUGUCAGAAUCAGCAGUAAAAGAUAAUAACUAUCUACGGAAUAAACCGACGCUUCUUGCCUGAAAAUUUUUUACAAACACAUCGUUCCCAUCUAGUAAAACUCUUCGGGCCCACUGCACAAAGUUCCGGGAGUAAACGUCGGGUUCACUAUGAAAAAGCCCAGUUAUUUCCCACUUUCUGUAGUGGAUCUGAAAUGUGCUUGGACAUUUAACAGUGCUCCCGAAGAGCGAACCAAAUUUUCUGGAAUGCUUCCGAAAUAAACGCUAGUUGGUUUGUAACCUUUCUGAUAGUUAGUUUGUACAGAUAACAGUCAAAUGUCGCAAAGUAAAAAGUAUACACAGAACAAAAUACGCUUAUAUUGAGAGUGAAACGUCACUAACCAAGAACUUUGUAUGGUUUUUAAAGCCUAUUGGGUUUGAUCUGCUAGUGUAGGCAGAACUUAGGCGAGACUUCAAAGAAUUUACAUCUCAUUUCUUUCAUCGGUCAGUAUCAUCAACGCGUCCCCUUAAAUAUUGGGUGGAUUUUCAAACACAAAGGCACCUUUUCUGCAGUAUUGUUCAUUCCGACACAUGUGGAUACUGGAACCUCAAAUAAAUAAACUGAUCGGACGAAAUCUUACGGGACAUAGCAGCAGCUCUUAUGCUACAUCUAAUGGUAUCUCGUACCCAGAUAACAAAAGCCCAGAUUCUGAAUCCAUUUCGGCUUUUAAAUCAGAUAUUUGGUCAAGCAAUACCACGUCAUUGUUUUCGAAAAUAGAUCUUGGAUGUCCAGUCUGUCAGCAUGAAUUUUGUUUCAGUCUAUUACUGUGUGCCACUGAGAAAGCACAAAAUCACUUACUGGAAAACACUGAGAAAGUGAUUCGUGACUUGCACACUAGACUUCAUGCUGUUUCAUUGGAGUGUACUGUUUUGAGAUCAGAACUUGAAGUAAUCCAUAAAGCAUUCACUUCAAAAUGUGAAGCACUGAAAAUAUUAACCUUAAAUGAUUCUCAGUCACCUGGAAAAAGCAAUGAGUUGCUAAAUGCAGUCUACGCUUCAAAUGUUCAACUGAAAAAGGAUAAUGAAAGACUGAAAAUAGAGCUUGAAUUAAGCAAGGGUGAACUGCUGUCACAGCAUCAAUCAUCUGAAGCGAAAAUCCAACAGUUGCAAAUGGAAAAUGAAAAUCUCGUUAGACAGCUGGAAAAUUUACAACUGAAAACCAAACAACUAUUAGAAGAGAACAUUCAUCUUUUAAGAAAAAAUAUGGAUCUAAGCUGCACAUCUUCGUGUGACAGAACACCUAAAGAAUCAUUUGACGAUGCAAAGUCAGAUAUGGUCAGUGAAAUUUAUCUGAACGAAAACUUCCUACAAAAAUUAACAGAUCAAGAAGCUCCUCUUACAUCUGAAACUGCACUGUAUUCACUGGAGAAUCAACUCAAGCCAUACGAUAGUGUAAAACAAGUUUACAGAAUAAUAAAACCAACCAUGAAAAGCACUCCAGUCCCUCAGAAUAGAUUUCCAUCAUUUUUCAGCCGCCUACGUUCAUCUGGAUCAGAGAAAGUGGAAGUUAAUCGAUAUCGAAAACUACGCAAAUCGUCUUACAUUGAGAAAGACAGCCAGUGUGACUUUAUUUCAUCUCCUUACCGAAAUCCUUGUAUUAAAGAAAUCCCUAUCUCCUUGAAAUGUAUGUGUGAGAAGAAAUCUGAAGUACCCUGCACAUGUGCACGAACCGCUAUUGGUAUUCAGCGACAGCUUCUACGGUGUAGAUGUGAGUUAUCUAGAAUGAGAAAAAAACUGGAAGAACUAGAGAUAAGUGAAGAUGCUCAUCGACAUGCAUUGAAAGAACAAUAUGAGAAAAAUAUAAAUAUGUCUAUCCACCUAGCUGGUAUUCUGCCUUAUACACCCAUCGAUCUAAUAAAACCUCCGAAUUACGUAUUGUCCACAUCAGUAUGUGAAAGUUCCUCCAGAAUAUCUCCAGUCAAUAUAGAAGAUCAUUCAAUAGUCCCUAAAUAUUCAUCAACAGAAUCCCUCAAUAAUCUAUUCACAUGGUUUCAUAAAAUUUUAAAUACAACUUCAACGUCAAUGAAAAGUUUAUCAUUACCGUCUAGUAGUCAACUACCAUUUGAUCAAAAUAAAGAAGAUCCUAAUUGUUCACGAUACACAUAUCCUAAAGAUGAUGAAUUACAAGAGCAGGCCAAUACAGCCAAUACAAGUAAUUCACCAAAUGAAUGUUAUGCAUACGACUAUGAAAAAAUUCCAAAUUUUGACAAACUUAAUAAAUUGUAUAAUGUCCCACAAAAUGGUCAAAUUUCCUUGGCUACAAAACGAAAAAUCAGCAAAACAAGUAAUAGAAUUACAAAAACUCCGGUAUCAUUUCAAUCAAUAGAUAUUAACAAUAAUGAUAAAUUUAAUAGUGAACCAGCGUGUGUACAACAGCUGACCAAUGGAUCAACAGUACAAAAUCCUGUAGUUUAUCAGCGUAAAACUUCCAGAUCAUCUUCUAGAUAUGCUGACCGACUGAAGUCAAGAUGUCGAUCAGUGGAUCACACAAUUAUCCUCCAAAUUUCUAAAGAUAAAAAUAUUAGUGCUGCAUUACAGGAAUAUCCUUUACCUCAGGUGGUGAAUGAUCCUGCAGGCUUAACUCUCCAACAAAAAUUGGUAUGUGAUAAGCGCACUCGCCGCUCAUCUUCGGCUCUUUCAUGACCAAAGGUAGAUCAAUACUGACUCAUGAAAUCUUUAAACCAAUUAACGCAAUAAUUGAUGGAAAUAAAAGUUUCCCCAGCAAUCUUCAUCAUUUACUUUACGUUAAAUUCCGCCUGUUAAAUACCUAUAAUAUGAAUUCUCCCAUAUGUGUAAAGUGUAUUUUAUUAUAUCUUGUAUUUUUACCAUUUACGUCACUAAAUAAAUCUUCAAACAUUAUAUGUAACAUUCUGUUGUAUUCGUUCUACUGAAGUGUUAAUAUUUUAAGGUAUUAAAAAUAUACUUCAUGAAUAUUUGCUCUUUUACUGUUCCUACUAAGCACACUUAAGUAGUAUGCAUAUAUUUUGUAAAAAUUGAGAAACCAUUCAAUUAACGAGACGACUAUUCAUGCUUCCGAAAUGUGUCACGUAUACGGUAGUAAAUAUUGAGCGUUUAUGAAAUCACACGUACACGUAUCACAUAUAAAACGACAAUGAUGGAUGGAAUGUUAACACCUUUGCUCUUCUGAAUCAUCACCACAUACAGUUAAGCAACAAGAGAACUCAUCAACACGUUUUUCUGGAGUACCACAAAAGCGCUGAUACAACCACAAGUACCGGCAACUUAAUAAAUAUGUACGCAAACAACCAUAAUCAAUGUAAGGUCUAUA